This is a messenger RNA of Capra hircus (goat), 787 nucleotides long. It is a transcript of the gene GATD1, whose product is annotated as Parkinson disease 7 domain containing 1. NCBI's taxonomy places the organism in Eukaryota, Metazoa, Chordata, Mammalia, Artiodactyla, Bovidae. The transcript is spliced from 8 exons. The coding region runs from base 37 to 699 and encodes 220 amino acids. The record is from RefSeq and is a predicted model, not a curated record.
GCACGCGCAGUCGUGCCGGCCCCCCGCAGACCCGCCAUGGCGUCCGAGCGGCUCCCGAGCCGGCCCGCCUGCCUCCUCGUGGCCAGCGGCGCCGCGGAAGGCGUGUCGGCCCAGUCCUUCCUGCACUGCUUCACGCUGGCCAGCGCUGCCUUCAGCCUGCAAGUGGCCACCCCUGGGGGGAAGCCCAUGGACUUCGUCGACGUGAACGAGAGCAACGCGCGCUGGGUGCAGGACUUCCGCCUCAAAGCUUACGCCAGCCCCGCCAAGCUGGAGUCUAUUGACGGAGCCCGCUACCACGCCCUGCUGAUCCCCAGCUGCCCUGGGGCCCUGGUGGACCUGGCCAGCAGCGGGUCCCUGGCUCGCAUCCUGCAGCACUUCCACUCUGAGAGCAAGCCCAUCUGUGCUGUGGGCCACGGCGUGGCCGCCCUCUGCUGCGCCACCAGCGAGGACAGGUCCUGGGUGUUCCAAGGCUACAGUGUCACCGGGCCCUCCGUGUACGAGCUAGUACGGGCGCCAGGUUUCGCCCACCUGCCCCUGGUCGUGGAGGACUUCGUGAAGGACGCAGGGGCCUGCUUCAGCGCCAGCGAGCCUGACGCCUUGCACGUGGUGCUGGACCGCCACCUGGUCACCGGGCAGAACGCCGGCUCCACCGUCCCUGCUGUGCAGAACCUGCUUUUCCUCUGUGGCAGCCGGAAGUGAGCAGGCCCCGAGCAGAUGCCGCCACCUCCAGAUGUCCUGGGUGUCCCCCGAGACCCUGCCUCGUGACACCCGGCCUGCCUGGCCCCUG